Alosa alosa (allis shad) is the source of this 2106-nucleotide messenger RNA. RefSeq names its product sphingomyelin phosphodiesterase acid like 3A (gene smpdl3a). The transcript has 8 exons. Gene Ontology annotation, biological process: sphingomyelin catabolic process. NCBI's taxonomy places the organism in Eukaryota, Metazoa, Chordata, Actinopteri, Clupeiformes, Clupeidae. The record is from RefSeq and is a predicted model, not a curated record. Gene Ontology annotation, molecular function: sphingomyelin phosphodiesterase activity. The coding region runs from base 93 to 1439 and encodes 448 amino acids.
AGGUUAUAUGAGUUGGUCUGUUGGCACUGUGCAGCACAAACAUGGGACUAUUUUAAAGAACAAUUGUGCGUGUAGUUCUCUAGUCUUCCGCGAUGCAUCGGAGUGUUCUGUACUAUCUUGCGUGCCUGCCUGUUCACCUGCUGGUUGUGGCAGCGCCGACUUCGAACAAACUCCAUAACGUCCAUUAUGGUAACGGCAACGUCGGCAAAUUCUGGCACAUAUCAGACUUGCACCUAGAUCCCUCUUACCAUGUGACAAAGGAUCGCACCAAAGUGUGCCUCUCCUCUUCGGACCGACCCGCCUCUGACCCCGGGGCUUAUGGGGACUACAUGUGUGACUCGCCCUAUCAGCUCAUCUCAUCCGCAUUCCAGUUCAUGAAACACGAAUCACCCCAACCAGACUUCAUGAUAUGGACAGGCGACAGCCCCCCUCAUGUUCGAGCAGAGGAGCUCUCAACCCAACAGGUGAUUGACAUCCUUGCCAACACCACCCACACCAUCCGAGAGCUCUUCCCCUCUCUGACUGUCUACCCUGCAGUAGGAAACCAUGACUAUUGGCCCCAGGAUCAGUUACCCGCGACAACAAAUGAGAUUUACCAGGCGGUUGCCAAACUCUGGGCAGGUUGGCUAAAGCCAGAGGCGCUUGCUACCCUGCGCGAAGGUGGCUUCUAUUCCCAACUGGUCCGGCCCCAGCUGCGGCUGGUGAGCCUCAACACCAUUCUCUACUAUGGCCCCAAUAACGUGACGGAAAACAUGACUGACCCCACGGGGCAGCUCAAGUGGUUGCGGAACACUCUAGAAGCCUCAAGGCAGAACAUAGAGAAGGUCUAUAUCAUUGCACACGUUCCCAUUGGUUACUUGCCAUACGCCAUGGACACUACAGCCAUGCGGGAGGUGUACAACGAACGCCUCGUGGAAAUGUUUCGCGACUACAGUGACCUCAUUUCCGGACAGUUCUAUGGACACACACACAGAGACAGCAUAAUGGUCAUGCUGGGUCGCCAAGGUAAACCGCUGGGCUCGGUGUUCGUCACGCCGUCCAUCACACCCUGGAAAGGUGCCCGGGAUCCGUACUCCAACAACCCUGGCGUGCGAAUGUACCUGUACGACCCUGCGGACUACGGCGUGCUGGAUGUCUGGCAGUACUACCUCAACCUGACCGAGGCCAACCGCGAGGGCAGCUCGGCGUGGACGCUGGAAUACUCCCUGACCCAGGCCUUUGAGCUACCGGACGCCCGACCCCAGAGCCUGCACAAGCUUGGCCUCUCGCUGGCUCAGCCCCAGAGUAAAGCCUUUCACAAGUACUUCACGUACUUCAUGGUCAGCUACAAUGACACUAUUACGUGUGAGGGCUACUGCAAAACCAUUCAGAUCUGCUCCCUCAUGUUCGUUGACAGCGACUCUUACUCUGCAUGUAUGAAACAGCAGAGCAUUUUAUAAACAAAGAAACAGACUUACAAACGGUGAACACUAUGUUGUUGGUUUUGUUGUUCUUUAAAAGGGAAAGUUCCAAAUUUUCUUUUAAGGGUCUCUGACACAGAUGGAAGUAAUAUUUUGAUUAGAGAUGCACCGAUUGCAAUUUUCUGGGCCGAUUGCGAUUUCCGAUUUUUCCGGUUAAUUAUAGAAACCUUCAGAGACAGCUGAAUAAGUAUUGAGAGCAUCAGUUUUCUUCAUUUUAGGCUACUGUGUCAAAAGAAACUUUAACUUUUGUUUGCCUUUCUAAUAGGCUAUCGUAUGUACACUUUUCACAUCCACUUCCCAAUCUGCUAGACUAGGGUAUUAAGUCAUAGCCCUAGUCUACGUGCAGUAAAUAGUUUGAGUAUUUUUUUUUUGUGGAGUAGAACUACUAGGCCUACUCUGUAUGUUGCUGCUUGCUGCGUGAAAAUCGGCCAAUUCUAGUCACCAGCCGAUCAAUCGUUGCAUGUCUAAUUUUGAUUAAAAAGGGAUAUUGAGAAAAGCCUAUUGCACUGAUUCAUAAGUUGAUUUUAGAUUAGAUGACAGUGCCUGGGAAGAUGGCUGAUUAAUUCAGGACUAAUCAGGCAACUGCUGAACAAAGAAUGACUUUUUUUGUAAAGUGAAACUUUAUAAAUAAAGACUCUUUUGUAAA